AUGGCCGCUUCUCUGGACUUUAAAGCAAACACUCUUCGUCUGCUAAGGCACACAGGACCUUUACAUGGAAGUGUUAAAGAUGGUGGUGCCCCCUUUCAAAGGUCUCAUCAUCCUCACGCUCCCUCCUGCCGCCACUUCCACCUGGGCCCCCCGCAGCCGCAGCAGCUAGCCCCGGACUUCCCGCUGGCACACCCCGUGCAGUCGCAGCCGGGCCUCAGCGCCCACAUGGCCCCGGCCCACCAGCACAGCGGCGCGCUGCACCAGUCGCUGACCCCGCUGCCCACCCUGCAGUUCCAGGACGUCACAGGUCCCUCCUUCCUACCUCAGGCCCUGCACCAGCAAUACCUGCUGCAGCAGCAGCUCCUGGAAGCUCAGCACCGCAGGCUCGUCUCGCAUCCCAGGCGGAGUCAGGAUCGAGUGUCUGUCCACCCCCACCGCCUCCACCCCAGCUUUGACUUUGGCCACCAACUGCAGACACCUCAGCCCCGGUAUCUGUUUCAGGGAACUGACUGGGAUCUCAGUGUGGACGCUGGCUUGAGUCCUGCCCAGUUCCAGGUGCGGCCCAUCCCUCAGCACUAUCAGCACUACCUAGCAACUCCUCGAAUGCACCACUUCCCCAGAAACUCUUCCUCCACACAAAUGGUUGUCCAUGAAAUUCGGAACUACCCUUAUCCGCAGCUUCACUUCCUUGCUCUCCAGGGACUGAAUCCUAGUCGACACACCUCUGCUGUUCGGGAGAGCUAUGAGGAGCUGCUGCAGCUCGAGGACAGGUUGGGAAACGUGACUCGGGGAGCUGUACAGAACACCAUUGAGAGGUUCACCUUCCCCCACAAGUACAAGAAGCGAAGACCCCAGGACAGCAAGGGCAAGAAAGACGAAGGGGAAGAGUCAGACACAGAUGAGAAAUGCACAAUUUGUCUGUCUAUGUUGGAAGAUGGAGAAGAUGUAAGACGCCUACCUUGUAUGCAUCUCUUCCACCAACUGUGUGUGGACCAGUGGCUCGCCAUGAGCAAGAAAUGCCCCAUCUGCCGAGUGGACAUUGAGACACAGCUGGGAGCCGACAGCUGA
Cricetulus griseus (Chinese hamster) is the source of this 1068-nucleotide messenger RNA. The record is from RefSeq and is a predicted model, not a curated record. NCBI's taxonomy places the organism in Eukaryota, Metazoa, Chordata, Mammalia, Rodentia, Cricetidae.